Messenger RNA from Engraulis encrasicolus (European anchovy), 3504 nucleotides. RefSeq names its product mucin-6-like. NCBI's taxonomy places the organism in Eukaryota, Metazoa, Chordata, Actinopteri, Clupeiformes, Engraulidae. The record is from RefSeq and is a predicted model, not a curated record. The transcript is spliced from 18 exons. Bases 80 to 3307 code for a protein of 1075 amino acids.
GUUUGUUUGAAAAAUCGAUAGCACAAGUUCUGUGCUUUUUAAUUAAAUAUUAGGCUUUUACAUCGCAUGAAUCGCAAAGAUGGACACAGAUUUUAGGGAAAGGCUCCAACGUAACGAGGAUAUAUACCUAAAAACGAUUUCUGACAUCUGUUCAAAGUACUCCAAGAUUGAAGAUGGGGGGGAUGAAGUGAACUUAACCACCAUGACCUACAAAACGGCAGAUGGGAAAGUACGACAAUAUGGAACUGCGGAAGAGAGACGCCUGCAUUCCUUACAGGGAAUUGCAAAGGGAAACACUGCUCCGGACAAUAUGGAGGACAUUGAUGAGAAUGAAGACAAGGAGCAUGAAACUGCAAUGGACAGUCAUCUAGGGGCUUCAUUCUUGGAGUGUUCGCGAGCCUCCUCUUCCUCCAGCAGUGUGUUGGAUUUGCCGUUGCCGGAGGAUCAGGACCCGGAGCUGGAGCAGACCUUCAGCAGCCAGAGCGAGGGCCCCACCCUGCAGGACUUAUAUCCUGGCAUGAUCAGCCAGUUUGCCGGGGCCUUUCAUCGCGAUUGGGUGUCCGAGGGGGCAGAUGCCGUGCGCCGGAAGUACCAGCGCCACAAGGCCAAGCAGCAUCUCAGCUCUCGACCGGGCUUCAGCUCUGUGAACAGCUCUGUUUGUGGGUCAGUCACCUCUCGUCAAGUCGCUGCACAGCCAAAACAACGAAGGCCUCCGCAACAAGGUACCUCUGCUAUGCCUUGGAGGGUCCCCACUGGGACCCCCUCACACACUGUCCAAACUCCGGGCCAUAGGGACAGCCCAAGGAAACAUGUGAACACUCAAGGUCCCGUGCUGAUCAUGGACUCCAGCCUCACCACCUCACCGCCCUCCUCUGACUCCUCCCCUGACACCUCCCCUGACGCCUCCCUCAACUCCUCCAUCAACCAGACGUACCUAACGAGGAGCCCCCCACCCGUGAGUUCCGGUGCCCAACACCAGUCGUCGUGGCAGCAGGGCAGAACGGCCGCGCACAGCUACUCUGCUGCUGCUUCACAUUUGCAUCCAGACGUCGGUCCUGUCAGCAGCAGCAGUAGUAGUAGUAGUGCUGCUGUCGUGGAAAAUCGCGGCUUGUGGCUCAGUAGAGGGGACGAGAGUAGUCGUCAUCACUCCCCUGCCAAGGCCAGCCCACUUGCUCAAUCCGCAACCGGCCCCUUUGUUGCCGGACAUUAUAACCCAGCGGCGGCAGCGCAGCGCAAGCACUGGGAGGGUCCCCCAGGGUCUUCCUCCUUCAGAGUGGAUGCUUUGCAGAACUCGCCGUCCAAUCGUGGCUAUCGCUACGGUGGCUACGGUGGUUCAACCGAAAACUAUCCCUCUCCACGCCACCAGGAGGAGACAGCGAGCACGAGUUGGCGCUAUCCGCAUCCUCAGCGGGGUGCCAUGCAGGAGGAAACGGGCUACUCCUCCUCCUCAGCAGCCAACCAAAAGGCUUCGUGGCGCUCCCCUGUCCGAGGAGGUCCCAUCAUCAGCAUUCAGCAGCAGCAGCAGCAGCAGUCGUUGAAUAAGAAUCCAACUCCUCCUCAGACGUCGUCUCUCCAACAGCCAGAUCUUGUGAGGUGCUCGUCCAGGAGAGACCCUGUAGAAGCCAUGCACAUGCACAGCAGCUCUGCUUCACUCUCCUGUCCGGACGUGGGCAUGGACAUGGACGCCAGCUGGUGUCCUUCCGUCGUGGAGAAUCGCAGUCCAGACAAACAGAGAUGGUGGCAGCCAAGGAGCAGCAGCAGCAGCGGCGUUGGCGGCCUUCAGAGCAAUUUUCCUCGUCACUCUCCUGCCAAGUCUAGCCCUGCUAAGCCCUCAGGCUUCUAUAGGCUCCACAGUUCCCCGUCCAAAAGGCCCUACUCCUAUUCCUCCUCCUCCUCAGUGCAGGAGAAUCGCAGCCCACACAAGCGGUGGUGGCCAAGCAGCGGCGGUGUUGGCGGCGGCGGCGGCGGCUGCCUUCAGAGGAGUUCUUCUCGUCGCUCCCCUUCCAGGAAGUCCAGCCCUGCAAAGGCUGCAGGCUACCACGGGCUCCACAGCUCCCCUUCCAAAAGCACAAGGCCCCCCUCCUCCUCCUCCUCCGUGCAGCCCAGACGCCCUGAGAGCUACCGGGCAUCCUCGAUGCACCAUCACCAAAGCCAGAAGAACGGCAGGCCCUCACCAAGCCACCAGAGGGCGCUGCACUCCAGCUGGAGCCCUAGCUGGAGGUCCAGCCCCAGCCCCAGCCUCCAUGCCCGCCAGGUGGCUCCAUCUCUGGCCUCCUCCUCCACCACUACUGCUGUCCCUGGUUCUUCCCCUGGUCGUCGACUGUCCAACAUGCAGGACAUCAACCGGCAGUUCCAGGAGCUGUACCACAGGUACAUCUGCCUUAAGGAAAGCGUGUCAGACUCGCCGAACCUCAGAAGCGGCUCCUCCACUUGCCUGUGCGCCCCGAGCGGCGUUGGAGUUGGAGUGGGGCUCAGCAGCCCUACGUCCAGAGCCAGGCUCCCCUUGAUCCACACCAACGCAGCCAAAACAGCCAGCUCUCCUGGCUCCACCAGUGGCUCCAGUUCCAGGCUGGCGGGUCUUUCCCUCACCCCGGUCCGAAGACGCCGCCGCCUCCAUUCGGAGCGCAAGACCAGCCUGCUGAGGCGCGUCCAGACACUUCGUCAGGAAAGCUGUCCGCCGGGACAACUAGGGGGACAACCACGCAACCCCAUCGGCGGUGGUGGCCAGCCAUGGCCCGGCUGUUCCCCUGCGCACUCCUCCUCCUCCGUGCGGACCGACCUGGACCUCAAGCACUUCUCUCUCACACCUCUCUCCCACCACCGGCUGAGCAAGCGCCGCAUCCCAUCUGAAUCACAGCACUCUCCCAGCCUCAAACGCUUCCGCGAGGGUGUCCAGAGUCAGUCAAAGGCUCGCAGCGACUCUGCGCAGUCACACCACGAGCCGCAGUAUUGGGGAGUGGAGGACGACAAUGAAGAUGAGGAAGAGGAGGAGGAUGCGAUGGCCACUGUGGAGAAUGAUCCGCCAAAGCACUACCCAGAGGAGAGCCGGCGUCGCCACAGUAUAGCGCUCCUGCUCCACCACUGCCCCAGCCCCAGGCUCCUCAUGGCUGCCAGGAGACUCUCCAGGGCUGGACGAGGCUCCAGGUCUGGCUCCCCGAUCACCUCGGACUGGAAAAGGCGGCUUGAUAAUCUUAAAGCGAAAGGAGGAAUAUCAGUGAAUUCUCUCAGUGAAGGCUCUUCUAAUGAAAGUGGGAUAUCACCCAGCUUAUCCAGAAGACGGCUCACAUACAACGGGCAUCAAUGCUGAGCCUCUGCACUGAAGGUUAAGUUGGGCCAGCGUGUGGACACUGCCGACAUGUCAUGCUAUGAAAUGUAAUGAAAAAAUGCCAAUGAUGGCAUUCCAUAAUAACUUAAUGUUUUUAUUUCAAAUAUAAUGUAUAUUAUUGUUGGUGAUUUUGGAAACAUUUGACACGGUUUCAUUUGAUAUUAAAACAUUUCUUUGAA